Molecule: messenger RNA, 1125 nt
Organism: Papaver somniferum (opium poppy)
Lineage: Eukaryota; Viridiplantae; Streptophyta; Magnoliopsida; Ranunculales; Papaveraceae
Exons: 1
Coding region: 1-1125 (374 amino acids)
Molecular function (GO): nucleic acid binding; zinc ion binding
Source: RefSeq, a predicted model, not a curated record
AUGGCUAAGGCUUUGGGUACUCCAAUUGUGGUUGAUAAGCGUACCUUGGCUCAUGAGUACGGUUAUUAUGCUUCAGUUUUGAUAGAUAUUAACUUUGCUGAACACGAUUCUGAUUCUAUCCAUGUUACUGUUGGUGGUUUGGAUUUUUGGCAGAAAAUUGAUAUUCCAAAGAAGCCUAAAUUUUGCGCCAAGUGUAAGAUUAUUGGACAUUAUGAGGCAGAUUGCCGAAAGAAAACCAAGAACAAUACGACCAACAUUCAUGCAACUAUUCCAGGGAAGCAACUACAUGUUCCUAGAAUAAAGAAUGAGGGUUCUAAGGGCACUACUGUUGGUAAUGAAUGGCAAGAGGCAAGGAGGAGGAAGGGAAAGACAACACCAUCUAUUCCGGUGAUGCCUGAAGUUGUUAGCAGCUUACCUAAUGAAAGGAAGAUUUCAACUGUGCAUGGCCAGCAUGAGAUUGUGCAUGGCCAGAAUGCUAUCGUUGUUCCGGUGAAUGUUGUUUUGGAGGAGGGUGGGUUUGUGUCAGGAAGUGAUCAAGUGGCUGUGGAUAAACAGUUACAAGAUGAACUAGCAAAAUCUGAAGCUGAUGUUCGCUCUGCCAUUGUUGAAUUGGCAAGAACUAAACAAAGAGUAGCGGCGAGAUCAACAUUAGUACCUAGUGCUACAGAGAGUAUGCCUGGUACUAAGUCAAUUGAGAAUUCUGAAGCGGGGGAGAUUAAGAAUUCUUCAGUUGAUAGGAUUGUUUCUAGCUUAUCCAACACUCCUUUAUCUGACGCUUUGUUUGUUCGUGAAUCUGUGGUUUCUCCCAAUCAGUUUGAAGCUCUUUCUGCUGAGUUAGGGUUACUUGAGGAUGCUGUUUUGGAGUCUGGGGUGGAAGCUCUUCUUUCUGGCACGGGAAAGUGGAGUGAUCAAGUUUCGGACACUACACAAACUGCCAUUCCGGACUUGAAUAAAACUGGGAGUACUGGAAUGUCUGGGUCCAGUUCAAACUCUAAGAAAGUUUCCGGCCUUGAUAAAGGUGGUAAGACUUUGGGAGUUAUCAAACCUGGAGCUGUACGUAAAUAUAUGACAAGAAUUUCUCAGCGAGUUCAGAUUCCUAGUCCCAAAAACAUUGUUUCUCAAUGA